Eublepharis macularius is the source of this 1701-nucleotide messenger RNA. RefSeq names its product spermatogenesis associated 16 (gene SPATA16). Gene Ontology annotation, molecular function: protein binding. Bases 1 to 1701 code for a protein of 566 amino acids. Gene Ontology annotation, biological process: spermatogenesis. The transcript has 10 exons. The record is from RefSeq and is a predicted model, not a curated record. Gene Ontology annotation, cellular component: Golgi apparatus. Lineage: Eukaryota; Metazoa; Chordata; Lepidosauria; Squamata; Eublepharidae.
AUGGGUUCGGCAAACAACACAAGUUUUGAGAACAUCACGAACGAAGAGUGCCUAAAGGAGAUGGCUGCUGAGGAGUUGAGUUUAUUGGCACGCCGACAGAAUGAUAUUCCUGAAGCUUUGCAAGAUGUUAAAAGCCCCUCUGAGGGAGCAGCUGUGGAAAACGUAAUGGAGAAACUUAAAGCAGGAAAGAAUGUGAAGGAAAAGCAAAGCAAUGAUUUAGACAGGCUGGGCCUUAAACGAAAGUCAGAAAGUGAAGAAAAGCCAGCUCCGAGAAAAGAAGCGCGCCUGGUGGAGCCAGAAAACCAGCCUGUCACAAUGCUGCUAUCCCACAUUCCUCUAAAAAGCCUCAUGGAAGUGGAAAUGAAGUUGGUCUACGCUGAUGAAGGGGAUGUCAGCUAUGAGUUUUUGGAGUCUCAAGCACCUACCAGCACACAACCAAAAUGUCUCGAAGUGUCAAGUGUCGAUUCUCUGAGGCUGUCUGACAUGAAUAUCCUGCCCCAAAUGGACAAGUGGCUUCAAGUGGCCUUAAAGGAUGCCAGCACUUGCUACCGGCAAAAGAAGUAUGCCAUGGCGGCAGGACAGUUCAGAACAGCACUAGAGCUUUGCAGCAAAGGUGCAGCUGUAGGGAAGCCCUUUGAAGCCUCUCCGAAAGAUAUUUCAAGCAUUGCCAGUUUUAUUGAAACGAAGCUUGUCAUCUGCUACUUGAAGAUGAGAAAACCUGACCUUGCUCUGAAUCAUUCACACAGGAGCAUAAUCCUGAACCCCGCCUAUUUCCGAAACCACCUUCGUCAAGCCACUGUGUUCCGAUGCUUGGAGAGGUAUUCUGAGGCUGCAAGGAGCGCCAUGGUUGCUGACUACAUGUACUGGCUGACAGGAGGGAGUGACCAGCAUACCAGCAAACUCAUCAAACUGUAUUGGCAGGCUAUGAUUGAAGAAGCCAUCACCAGAGCAGAAUCUUUUUCAGUGAUGUACACGCCAUUUGCAACCAAAGUAAAGGCUGAAAAAAUUGACAAGUUGAAAGAAGCUUUUACCAAAAAGCACCCAGAUUAUGUGGAAUACAUUUAUACAGAUCCCCAUGGGCUUCACAGUUUGCCACAAACUGUGGAUUGGCCCCGCCCUUCUCCCCAGUCGUACUUGCUUACACUCGGUUUCAAAAACAAGGAAGUCGGGAAAUUCCUAGAAAAGAUGUCUUGCAGGAAGCUGCCUGCAUUUUCAGAACACAAAGCUCCUUUUAGUCCCCUCACAAAAGAAGAGGCAGGGAGACACCUGGAGACCAUUGGGAAAAGAAUCUUGCCAAUAAUGGAUUUCAUUAGAGGCACCAAAUUAACCGAGACUUUCUGUGCAUGUUCAGGCAUGAUAGAAAAACUGCAACAGGCCAGCCUCCUCGGCCGCUUGCAACGUAUCAAGGAGCAGUCCCAAGUGAUUAAUCAAGCCGUGGCCGAGCUUGCAACCAUUCCCUAUCUCCAGGACAUCAGCCAACAGGACUCUGAGUUGCUGCAGUCGCUAAUGGCAGAUGCUAUGGACACCCUCGAAGGAAGAAAAAGUGAUAAAGAACGUGUCUGGAAUAAAAUUCAAAAGGUUGGAAUUAUAGAAGACUUCUUAUACCAAUUAGAAGAUAGUUUCUUAAAGACCAAAAAACUUAGAACUGCGAGGAGGCAGAAAAUGAAAAUGAAGCGGCUUCAAAGCGAACAGCCCUCCUAG